This is a messenger RNA of Conger conger (European conger), 777 nucleotides long. RefSeq names its product axonemal dynein light intermediate polypeptide 1-like. The record is from RefSeq and is a predicted model, not a curated record. Bases 1 to 777 code for a protein of 258 amino acids. NCBI's taxonomy places the organism in Eukaryota, Metazoa, Chordata, Actinopteri, Anguilliformes, Congridae. The transcript has 6 exons. Gene Ontology annotation, molecular function: dynein heavy chain binding. Gene Ontology annotation, cellular component: axoneme; filopodium.
AUGGAAGGGUACACAUACGUUUCUCUGCUGAAAUAUGACGAUCCUAUUUUGGUGAGCAGGAAGACACCUGAGGGCCAAGACCCCCCUGUUAGAGGGAGCCCACAGCAGCCCCCGGCCCAGCCUCCACCCAAACCAUUGGGCCUCAUACCACCUCCACCAAAACCAAAGUGCCCCAUAGCAGAGGCAAAAAAGGAGAAGACUGAGGAGAUCCUCCAUGCCAUCCUGCCACCGAGGGAGUGGGCUGACGGCUGUGGUCUGUGGGUGCAGCGAGUGUCCACCGCGCCCGGCUCACGGAUAGACGUGAUCAAGCUGGAGGAGCAGCUGAACCUGAAGCUGCUGCAGAGGCAGGCUAAGGAGACCGGACUGUGCCAGGUCCGGAGAGAGCUCCACUCACAGUGCUUCGACGAGCUGAUCAGACAGGAAACCAUUAACUGCCCGGACAGGGGGUUGCUACUGCUGCGGGUGCGAGACGAGAUCAGCAUGUGCAUCGCUGCCUACGAGACGCUGGACGAGAGCAGCGUGGCCUUUGGCAUCCGGAAGGUUCUGGAGGCCGAGCAGGGGAAGGCCGAAACAGAGGAACAGAUUGAGGUGCUGGCGGGGGAGAACCGGGCCCUGGCGGGGCAGCUGGAGGAGAUGGAGGCGGAGUGCGAGGCCGUGAACCGGAGGGAGAUGGAGAGACGGGUCAUGGAGGAUAAGAGGCACGUGGACGAGAUCGAGCUCCUGAAGCGCACCAACCAGCAGCUCAAGUAUCAACUGGUGGGCAUCGCACAGAAGUGA